AUGACCGCUGAGCUCAACGUGUUCGUGGCGCUGCGCAUCCUCCCGGGCUUCUUCACCAGCUGCCUCUUCCUGGGGCUGCGCGACGCGCUGGCCCUCCUGGCUCGCUCCACGAGGGCCCUCUUCGCGCGCCACGUCCCCGCCUCGUGCUGCCCGUGCUCGCCGGACGCGUGCCGCCGCGUGCUCACCCGCGCCGGCAUGCGCGCCGUCUGGCGCAGCUUCUUGCUGGACGCGCGGCGGGAGGCCCAGCGAGCCGGCGACCCGGCGUCGAACCCGCGCGUCGCGCUUCUUGCCGACGCGCGGUCGUCUUCCCCGGCCGCAGCCACCGCCGCCGCCGAGAUCCCGUGCCGCUUGCAAGAGCUGUCGAGAGAGGGGCGGCCGCUCGUGAUCAACAUGGGCUCUGCGAGCUGACCGCCUUUCGUCGGGCGGCUGCCCGAGUUUCGUCGCAUGGUGGACGACUUCUCGCACGCUGCCGAUUUCCUGCUCGUGUACGUGGAAGAGGCUCACCCGUCCGAUGGCUGGGCCGUGCCCGGCGCACUGCAGGUGCGAACUCACCGCGACAUGAGCGAGCGGGCAGCCGCCGCCCGUGACCUGGCGCGCCGCUACCCUCUGGGCGCCUGCCGCCUCGCCGCCGACUCCAUGGCCGGGGAGGCAAACGCGGCGUUCGGCGCCUCGUUCGGCCGAGCGUGCGUCCUCAAGGAGGGCCGCGUGGCCUACCUGAGUGGGAAGGGCCCGUUCCUGUACAGCAUGCCGGAGCUGAGGCACUGGCUGUGCAGCAAGAUGGCACGGGGCGUCUCUUGA
Lethenteron reissneri (Far Eastern brook lamprey) is the source of this 798-nucleotide messenger RNA. Its product is annotated as type II iodothyronine deiodinase-like. Gene Ontology annotation, molecular function: thyroxine 5'-deiodinase activity. Lineage: Eukaryota; Metazoa; Chordata; Hyperoartia; Petromyzontiformes; Petromyzontidae. The record is from RefSeq and is a predicted model, not a curated record. Gene Ontology annotation, biological process: thyroid hormone metabolic process.